AGCAAACAAACCCAAAAAAAACUAUAUUUUCUAUCACCAUAUUAUCAAUCAAACAUGUCCAGUUCUAUAACCUCCAAAUCUUCAAACUUUACCGGACACACUAGCGGAACUUUUGCCACGCCCACACGCAAACAACUUCAGCCCUUAACCAGCAAUGAUAUUGCUAGUAAUGAAUUAGCAUUGGAAAAUUUCAUUAAUAGUCUAGAACUUUCCACAUUCUUCCAAUUACCCGAAGACGAACAAAAGUUACGUUUGGAUAAAUUGGAUGUUUUGGAACUUUACCAGGCGGCACAAAAUAUAAAUCGUGAAUUUGGCAUGAUUAAAUUGGAGAAUUUCUUUCUUAUAGAUUUUCUAGAGAAAAAUGAUCCCAAACUUUUAAUAGGUUUGGAACAGCGACGUGCUACCGCACAAACGGCAGCACAGAUUAAUGUUUUAAAAACGGGUGCUAAAAGAACGAGUAAUAUAUCAGUGGGUGGUGGUGUUAGUGGUACUGGUGGCGGUAGUGGUAGUUUAGUGGGUUUCAAGGCGAAAAGUGUUUUAUCAAAAUCUUUAAUGUCUGUACUUACAACGGGAUCGCUAAAGAAGACUCAUGAAUACAAAUUAAAUUUUCGUGCUAAGACUGAUAUGGCCGAGAAACUAGCGAAUGAGGUGGAGAAACGAGUGCAGGAAAUGGAAAAGAAUGCUUCCCAGGAAAUUAAACUUUUACGUGGUCACAUGGCAGAAAUGCAUUUUCAGCAUAUCGAAACUCAAGAAACUGCGAAAAAUUUCGAAUUACAUUUUCUUCGUGAUGAAAGUGAUUUGGCUUUCCUAAGCAAUGCCACCGAAAAACAAUUGGAGCAUAAAUUUCGAAAAUUUGUUAAUAAUUGGAUUAAGACGGCUCGCGCCUUAUUAGCCACCAUGCGUUUAAAAAUCACUGCUUUACAAGAACAUUGCCAGCAAUUGCGCAAUGAACUUUUAACCAAAGCCGAUUUAAGUGGUAUUUUAACAGCCAUAGAUUUUGAGAAAUUAAUAAUAAAACGUACGGAACUCUUAAAUGCCUUGGAAGAGAAAAAUUCACACAUGGCUGGACUGAAAGGUGUAACGGGUAAAGCUUCUCUUUCGAUGGCUGAAGAAAAACAAAUUAUGAUGAAUAUAGAGGAAGAAUCUAAACAAUUGAAUAACAAAACCUUAGAGGUGGUAAAGACUAUAGCUAAAUUAGAAAAAGAGGCGGAAAUAGUGGAAGCAGAGAAUGAAAAAGAUGUCGCCACAUUGGAAAAUUUGCGCUUACAAUUGGAACGUUAUGAGGCGCCCAGUAUUAAUGAGUAUGUACAAAAGAAAGAAGAGGUAUUGGCGUUAGAGAAGGAGGAGAAAAUGUUGAGAAGAAAAAUUUACAUCUUAAACAUGAAACUGGAUAAUACACAAAAGAAAUGUAAACGUCAAAUGGAUUCGAGUAUUUUUAUUAAUAUAGUAGAAGACUAAUUAAAGACUUUUAAUAAUUUCUUAUAUUUUUUAUGUUUUUAAAAGAAUAAACAAUUAAAAUCUGCGAA
Messenger RNA from Lucilia sericata (common green bottle fly), 1526 nucleotides. RefSeq lists its product as uncharacterized. The record is from RefSeq and is a predicted model, not a curated record. The coding region runs from base 55 to 1458 and encodes 467 amino acids. Gene Ontology annotation, cellular component: ciliary basal body; axoneme. Gene Ontology annotation, biological process: cilium assembly. Lineage: Eukaryota; Metazoa; Arthropoda; Insecta; Diptera; Calliphoridae. The transcript has 2 exons.